UGGAUCAUUCACUCAUUUACAUUUUCUCUAAGCUUGUGAACCAUAGAAUCAAAAUGUUAAAAUUUGUGCUGCUGCUCUCAGCUGCGUUUGCCUUUGCAGCAUCAUCCAGCCUUAGGGUCAACCCUGACGAACUUGAUGUCAUCUGGGACACCAUCCAGCAGGACAUCGUAGUCCGCCAAGAAGCAGCCCAGCAGGAAGUUCGCAACGUUUUGGAGCCUCUUCGCACCUUGGUAGCGACCGCCAACGAAAAACUCACCAAUGACGCCGAAAAACAUCAGGCAAAAGUCCAGGAAGAAAUCGAACGAAUCGAACAGGAAUCUCAUGGCAGUGAUAUCGCUGGUUGCGUUGAAGAAGCUAAACUAGAACUUGGACGUGUUGACGCCACAUUGCUCAUUGAGCACCGGUUGAACAUCUCCAAAAUUAAACGAAGAGCCGAAGUAGAAAUUGAGAGCGCCUUUAAAAUCAUCAGCGAGAUUACUAAUGAAAUCGAUGAAUUUGGAACUAGAAUAGACAGCUGCAGUGAUGUUAUAUGCGCCAGUGACCUCAAUGUUGAACUCGUCAUCCUGUACCAAAGAGUCGUCAAAGACUUGAAUAGGGCAGUUGAUAACGCCAACGAAGCUACCAUGAUCAUCUUGGGACGUGAGCUCGAUGAAUCCCAAUUAAGCAAAGCCCGCUACGACGCAGCAACCAGCCAAUUGUUGGAAGAUCUCAGGGCUUGUGCCGAUGAGCGUGUUUAAACAACUUCAUUCCACUAUUGCUGAAACACAUGUUAUUUACAGCUGUUAAAUAUAGCUGGGGGAAUAA
Molecule: messenger RNA, 804 nt
Organism: Dendroctonus ponderosae (mountain pine beetle)
Lineage: Eukaryota; Metazoa; Arthropoda; Insecta; Coleoptera; Curculionidae
Exons: 3
Coding region: 54-737 (227 amino acids)
Source: RefSeq, a predicted model, not a curated record